ACACACACACACACACACAGAGAGAGCAGCCGUGUAUAGUAGAGGGGGUGCGCGCAACAACACGCAAACUGCACGAGGAACGGGCCGGGAGGGAGGAAGGAGAGCGGGUGUGGGUGGGUGGACCAGCUAGGAGCGGAAGAACAAAACGAGAGCAAGUCGCCGAGCUUGGAGCCAGUUGCCCAGCGUUGAUGAUGUGAGCGCCCGGCAGCGUCGAAACCUUCAUUCAACAUCCGUCAGACUUCGGCCUCGUACAUUGUCGACGAUCCUUCUCUCUCUCUCUCUCUACGUUUCCUUAUAUCUUUUUGAUUAUCAUCUCUUUCUUCUCUUUCACCUCCUGAUUUGUUUUUUGAAACUUGCGCGCCGCGUAUUCUUUUGUUUUUCCUACUCCUGCCGGCUCCUCUGGCCGCUCCUGUUGGUUUCUCUCUCCACUUUGUGAUCGCUCGGGAGCGAGCGGGAAAGUUGCCAACAAAAACGGAACAACUUUUUUGGGGGGGACGAGAAAGAGAAUUGACGACGUCCUCGACACAACGACACGACACGACAGUCGUCCGGCUCAUUUGCGUCCGACUUGGCCGUCUCCGCCUUGAUUUCGUCGUCGUGAAAUGUGCCGUUAGACAUUGUUUCUCCCCACCAGCGUCAUACCAACGCAUCUCCCCUGUGCUCUCCCCUGUGUGUGCUCAUCUUCGCAGACUCUCACUCUCUCUCGUGACUCUUUUCCCGCUCCUGUGAAGUGCGGGCGACUGUGGUAUAGUCCAGCCGAGGGAAGACAAUUGCCGACGGCCGGAUUCGUCACGCCCGAUUCAACGCCCAGUGAGAAUGGAGGCCUCGGCCCAGGACGAGUACGUCAGCGACUUUGACCUGGAACAUUUAGAGGAAGUGGUCAAGCGGGAAAUGCUGGAACAGAGACGCAACGCCGAAGCCGCUUACGCCCUCCACUACCAAAACCUGCAGCCGCCGGUCCAGCAGCCUCAAUCCCAACCGCCUCAACAACAACAACAACAACAACCGUCGCCAACGGUAGCCCAGCAAGUGCCGCAGCAAGUGCACGUCGUCUCGCACCACUCGGCGGCGGCGGUGGCCGCCAUCCAACAACCCGCCGUCCCACUCAAACAUCAACUCCAGGCACCGGCUACCCCACCCGACACACCACCCGGCCAACCUUGCAGCAUUAUGUCACCGGCAUCUCCUUUUCAACACCAACAGCAGCAGCAACAGCAACAACAACAACAACACGGGCAUCACUCUCAACAUUCACACGCCCAGCAACAACAACAGCAGAUCCAACAGCAACAACAAGGACAGGCCUCGGCUUCCGUCUCCACCGCUCCCGUGCUCCCCAUCGGCCCCGGCAGUUUGGAAGUCAUCCAGCACAAAGCAGGAAUGAGUGGAGGGUCAGACGAAUUCUUGUGGGUGACGGCCUCAAUGCGCUACGGUAACGCCGUGCCGCCGUUGCAGAUCCAUCAGGAGCCGCUGGAUUUGCGGCCGCAGGGAUCCGAGUCACCGCUGGACGAUCCUCACGCCGCCUGGGUCCAUCACGCCAGCUUGCAGCAUCAGCAGCAGCAACAGCACCAGCACCAGAUCCAGCAGCAACAGCACCAACAGCAGCCGCCGACUCAACAUCUUCUGGGACGUCGAGACUCUUACUCGGAAGGUUCCAUCGCUCAUCUCCACCUGCCCGGCUGCCAUCCUAGCCAGCAUCACCAUCACCAGGUGCCGCGUGGGUGUGGCUCCAACUCUUCUAGCGACAGUUCGACGUCCGACUCGGAGAUGGGCGGUCCGAGCAGCAACGGCGGCAUGGUGGUCGGCCUGGGUCCAAAUUCGGGCGGCCAUCACCAUCACCACCACCAUCACCAUCACGGCGGUUCAGGGGGCAACGACCUGCUGGACGACGACGCGCUCAUCUCCCUCUCGGUCCGCGAACUCAACAAGAAGCUCAACGGCUUCCCCCGCGAGGAGGUGGUGCGGCUCAAGCAGAAGAGGCGGACGCUGAAGAACCGCGGCUACGCCCAAAACUGCCGCUCCAAGCGAAUGCAACAGCGUCACGAGCUCGAAAGCGCCAACACCGCCCUCAAGGCCGAAAUCCAACGAAUGCGACUGGAACUGGGCCGAGUGGCGCAGGAGCGCGACAGCUACAAACAGAAAUGCGACGCCAUCCAUCGCGUCAACCAGCAGCACGGCAAUCACCAGCAACAUCAACCGCAACAGCAGCAACAGCAGCAGCAACAGCAGUCGAAGAGCAACCGAACGGCCGGCUCCCAAAUCAACGACGGUCCAACCAGUUACUACCUGUGAAGUCAACCAAGAAUAAUUGAAAAUAGAAAAGAAAAAGAAAUUAAAAAAAGAAAAAUAAUUGAGUCGCCGUUUACAUAACGAAUCUGUUGGGUUUAUUUUCUCUCAUCUUUUGUCUCUCUCUUAACUAUAUUCAUAUAUACAUAAUUGAUAAGCGUGCCUGUACAUAUUGCAUUGUAAACUACAUAUAUUAAUUAAUGAUAGUGAUGUGUUCGUAUAUUACCGCUCUACUAUUUUUGCAUAUACAUGUUAUAGUACUACUCUCUCCCAAUAGAAACAUCCGGUGCCCCUCCCUAUCACCCCCCGUCUUGAUUCUACCUCUUUCAUCUGUUAUAUCUCAUGGUUGGGUUUCUAAAUGAUCAUCAAUUGCUUUUAAAAAUUCUUAUAUCUAUUAUUAUUCGUGUAUUAUAGAUUUUUUUAGCCGGCCCACAUACUCUCAUUGAUACUACCUACUGUUUCCUCUCUCUAUCUCUCUCUUUAGACAUCGGCGUCAUUCUCAGUUUUCCCCUCUUGAUGGCAAUAUAAUCAUGGCGUUUAAUUGUCACGGUUCGAUCUGAUUGGGGAAAAUAAGGGGGAAACCAAAACUAUACGACGGCUGACGACGUAAUGUUGCCUACACGACCAGGUGUAAGUCGAUAUCUCAUCACCUAUUUGAGGUCUAUAUGUUUCUUUAUACUCUCCCCUCCCAAAUAAAAGUCAUUGCCUAUUUUUCUACAUGUCUAUAAUAGGUUCUUGUGUGUAUGCCUCCACGAUUGAACCGAUUUGAGAGAGCGAUGAAGCCAAAAUCCUAUACCAGUUUCUCUUUUAUCUUCUUAUCCUUUUCGGCGGUUGUUGUAAUCCCUUUAUAUUUUUGAUUCGGCUUGACUUGUACCAUAUAUACACCACGACGUGAUAUACCGUGUCGAGAUGUGUGUGUGUGUGUGUGCCCAUUCUGAAUUAGACCUAUAUACCAUGUUGUACACUACUGCACCCGGUUUUCCUUCUUCUUCUUCUUCUUUUUUUUCACCAUUUUCUAUUUUCUUUCUGUUUGGGUUUGGUUAUUGGAGCUAAUCAGGUAUUCCAAGUCGGUCUUCUUCUUCUUUCGCCUGUGUGCCAGCUCAGCAGAGCUCGUUGUCGAAAAAAAAACCUUUUUUCACCCUCCUCUGGCUGCUGCUCUCUAUCCCUUUUUGGCCGGCCCUUGUGUCAGAGAAGGGAGCGAGCCAGUCAGGCGAAAAUGGCCGGGCAGAUGACGACUGGACGUGGCCGGUUGGAGAGAGCUCGUUGCGUAUUGAAAACAAGAAAAUGAAGUCAAUUGUGUUGUGUCAAUUUCUUCGUCGAGAGACCAGACGAAAAGGCCAGAAAUCACGCUCGGUUCACUUGGCCAUCGCACAACACACACAUAGAUCCUGCCGGCUCUAUAUACUAACAGCAGGAAACAGACGACGGCCUGAAUCUUAAAUUUUCCUUUUUUUCAGUCUCCCAUCUUCUUUUUGAGCAUGUGACACACGCACCUGUUAUUGCUCCCAAUCAUUUUGUUUCCUUCUGAUUUAUUCCUUCGGUUAUCUUCGUUUUUUCGUUCUUGAUUCUAUCUUCGUCUUGUCACCUAAUAUAACAUCGGAUCGACUCUGCUAUGUAAUGUCAUGACGACAUUGUUCAACCCGCGUGUGUGCAGCCCCCCUGUUUUUUGUUUGAUUGUCUUUUUCUUCUUCAUUUUCUGUGAUAGUUUGAUUCGAUUCUGUUGCGCUUCGUUUCGAUCCGCCUGUAUACUCGCCACCAACCUAUACGUUGUCAUCAUAUGGUACUGAACUUAAUUUUGAUUCGCCAUCUGUAUAUCUGAUUGAAUUUCGCAAUGCUCUUGUUGUGGCUGUCUAUCCGCUUAUUCUCCAAUCAUCCCCCCUUUGGAUUGUCGACUUUGUUAGCAAGUGAGGACUGAGCAGGAGCGAUGGACGCUCCAAAAAAAAAUUGUAUGGAAAAAAAAACGUAAUAAUUGAAUUUGUUAUUAUUAUUAUUAGCUUUCGACUCUGUUGAUUGGCGUCCUACACCAUCACCCCCCUUAUUAUCAAUCUCACUCUCACCCCCCUUGUUGUCACGACAUUCCAAGUUAUAGGCCUGCUGUGUAUACUUGUAAUAAUCGCGACGCUGUGCAAGUUCAGCCACCGUCUAGAAGACGAAAACGACACAAUCAAUCCCGUGGAAUAUGUUAUAUACAUUUGUAAUAUAAAUUAUUAUCGAAUCAGAAUUUUUCUGACACAAAAACUAAGAAAUAAGCGAAAAACAACCUACACACAAAAAAAUAAGCCUCCAUAUUACAAAUGCUUAUAGGCCUACAUAUUAUAAAUUAUAUACAUAAAAGUCUAUUAACGUGUGCAAUUUGUUUCGUCAAUUUGUUUCGAUCGGAAUUUGAUUCUCUGCUGGGAUAAAUCUGAUGUCGAGGGACGAUCGGCGCUUGUUUUGCUGGUGGCCAAAACUCACGCGCAGUUUGCAGGUCCGUCUGAAGUUGUUUGGAACAUGUCGUUGUCCUUUCAUUCAUUGAUUUCUUUUUUAAGUUUCUCAUCUUUUCUUCCUCAUUGGUCGUAAAUAGUCGACAGUAUAUAAGGAAAUCAUUCAAAGGCAUUCUCAGUUGUGUUUGAUUGUCUGUAUAUGAUGCGAUUAAAUUGUCAAACUCUUCUCCUCUCUCUCUCAUCUUUCCCCCCUUUUUUCUGCCCAUCGAUUCACACAACCGUGACGUGUAUUCCUUCCACCCCGUGCCCCCACCCCACCAUCACUCCACCCGCUGCAUCUCUCUCUGUCUACUCUCUGCUGGUGACUAUAUCUACGAUGAAUGGUGAUGCUGUGUUUAUUUUAAAUGGCGAUGAUGACAAAUACUUUGAGAUUCAAUAAAGAAAAAAAAACUGUUGACCUCCAA
Daphnia pulex (common water flea) is the source of this 5173-nucleotide messenger RNA. RefSeq names its product transcription factor MafB-like. Bases 817 to 2292 code for a protein of 491 amino acids. Gene Ontology annotation, cellular component: nucleus. NCBI's taxonomy places the organism in Eukaryota, Metazoa, Arthropoda, Branchiopoda, Diplostraca, Daphniidae. The transcript is spliced from 5 exons. Gene Ontology annotation, molecular function: DNA-binding transcription factor activity, RNA polymerase II-specific; RNA polymerase II cis-regulatory region sequence-specific DNA binding. The record is from RefSeq and is a predicted model, not a curated record. Gene Ontology annotation, biological process: regulation of transcription by RNA polymerase II.